GCGCGCGCUCUCGUGGCCUCGCUGUCCCGGCGGCGCCGACUGAAGCGCCGCGCCCGCUGCCGACAUGCUGCGCCGCGCUCUGCUCUGUCUGGCCCUGGCCGUGCUGAUGCGCGCGGGCGCCGCUGCCCCGGAGGAGGAGGACCACGUCCUGGUGCUCAACAAGGGCAACUUCGAGGAGGCGCUGGCGGCCCACAAGUACCUGCUGGUGGAGUUCUAUGCCCCUUGGUGCGGCCACUGCAAGGCUCUGGCCCCCGAGUACGCCAAAGCCGCUGGGAAGCUGAAGGCAGAAGGUUCGGAGAUCAGGCUGGCCAAGGUCGAUGCCACGGAAGAGUCUGAUCUGGCCCAGCAGUAUGGUGUCCGUGGCUACCCUACCAUCAAGUUCUUCAAGAACGGGGACACAGCUGCUCCCAGGGAGUACACAGCCGGCCGGGAGGCCGAAGAUAUCGUGAAUUGGCUGAAGAAGCGUACAGGCCCGGCCGCCGCCACGCUGCCUGACACGGCGGCCGCAGAGGCCUUGCUGGAGUCCAGCGAGGUGACCGUCAUCGGCUUCUUCAAGGACGUGGAGUCGGACUUUGCCAAGCAGUUCCUGCUGGCAGCGGAGGCCGUCGACGACAUACCUUUUGGGAUCACGUCCAACAGUGACGUGUUCUCCAGAUACCAGCUGGCGGGGGACGGGGUCGUGCUCUUCAAGAAGUUCGACGAAGGCCGCAACAACUUUGAGGGGGACGUCACCAAAGAGAAGCUGCUAGACUUCAUCAAGCACAACCAGCUGCCGCUGGUCAUCGAGUUCACGGAGCAGACGGCCCCAAAGAUCUUCGGAGGCGAAAUCAAGACCCACAUCCUGCUGUUCCUGCCUAAGAGCGUGCCCGACUACGACAGCAAGCUGAGCAGCUUCAAGACGGCCGCCCAGCGCUUCAAGGGGAAGAUCCUGUUCAUCUUCAUCGACAGCGACCACGCUGACAACCAGCGCAUCCUCGAGUUCUUCGGCCUCAAGAAGGAGGAGUGCCCCGCCGUGCGCCUCAUCACCCUGGAGGAGGAGAUGACCAAGUACAAGCCGGAGUCCGACGAGCUGACGGCGGCGAAGAUCGAGGAGUUCUGCCAUCGCUUCCUGGAGGGCAAGAUCAAGCCCCACCUCAUGAGCCAGGAGCUGCCCGAAGACUGGGACAAGCAGCCUGUCAAGGUGCUGGUUGGGAAGAACUUUGAAGAAGUUGCCUUCGACGAGAAAAAGAACGUCUUUGUGGAAUUCUAUGCCCCGUGGUCAGCCAGCCUCCGGCCUCCUUUCCUAGCUGCCGCUCACAGACGGGCAGCCUUGGCUGACUGCCCACCUUCUCCCCUCAUUCCACCCAGACCGUGCCUGCCAAGGUCGGGGAGAUGUUGCCGUGCGGGUCCGGCAGUCGGUUAGGUCCGGGUUGUACUCCAGCUGUCCUCUUAGAGGUCUCCCUACUGACGUCUUUCCCUUUGUCCCGCUGGAGCCUCUGUGGUCGGCCCUGUGCUGGGGGCUGCUCCCAGGGCACCCGUGUCCCCAGGCUUCCAUCAUCUGGAUGGAAGGGCCUUUGUGACAGAUGUGCAGGUCUGGGACAGGGAACUGAUGUGACUUUCUCAUGCUGCUGGUUUAGUCAGGAAGCCCAGUGGGGCUGGCUCCCCAGUGUGGGGACCGAGUGCUCUGCGGGCCCGGGGCUCAGGUUACAGGCUCAGGCCCUGCAGGGCAUCUGCUCUGGGGCCAGCCCAGGUUAGGCCCUGGGUCUGCAGAGAUGGAGAGGAGCAGGUGAGGUGUCCAGAGAGCCCCACUGUUGCAUCGUGGGCAGACAUUGUGACGGGAGCCAAGAGGGGGUGAGCACCUGAGUUGGCCCAGGGCGGAUGAGUAGGGGACCCUAAGAUGAGGUCACAUGCCCGCAAAGGCUGGGUGGUCCCUGGAGGCUGCCUGGUGGAGAGAGCCCUGCAGUGGGCCAGGUGAGGCGGGAAGGGCAGGGCCGUGCAGCAGGGGCCUCCCGGAUCGCGGAGCACAACCUGCGGGAGGACUGACGAUGCCUGGGCAGGACGAGGCAGGGGCUGGCUGGUCCUCCCGGCCCCUCCAUCCUGUCGCGUAACGGGAGCUCCCCACCGUGUCUGACUGCUGACAGCCCCUUGAGUGGCCCAGGGUGUCCUUAGGCCAGAAAGGGCUUUCUCUUUGCUCCAGUGUUCGGGUGGCUGAUGCCUGGGAAAGGGCAGCAAGUCCCCUGAGUCCACGGAAGGAGAAGUCCCUGUGAGAGGGGCUGGGCUGCUGCGGGGUGGGGUGGGGUGGGGCCUGGGCUGAGGUGUGUCGCCCAGGAAGCUGGUUUUGUGCUCUUCCGGGCUUCUUGUCUUGCUUUCUGGGCUUGCGGUUAUCUGUGCAGGUGUUCAAAGGCUGGACGUUGGUGACAGGACUGAGUAAGCCAGAGAGCAGGGACCCACAGCUUUCUGGUCCUCUGGGAAGGGCCACAUCUCUAUGCUCUGGGCUCUAGGAGGGAGGGGGGCAGAAGCUUUUGUGCUCAGGGCCCCCCUCUGUCUGCCCCCAGUAUCUAGGGUCGUCUGUUCUGGGGCCGGGCCUGGGACUGGCUCUGUGGAGGCACCUUCCGUACUGUGCUCUGCUGUCAGCCGGGGGGGAUGUCCCCUGGCUGGUUUGAGACUGAGCC
This is a messenger RNA of Lutra lutra (Eurasian river otter), 2651 nucleotides long. It is a transcript of the gene P4HB, whose product is annotated as prolyl 4-hydroxylase subunit beta. The record is from RefSeq and is a predicted model, not a curated record. NCBI's taxonomy places the organism in Eukaryota, Metazoa, Chordata, Mammalia, Carnivora, Mustelidae. Gene Ontology annotation, cellular component: external side of plasma membrane; endoplasmic reticulum. The transcript is spliced from 9 exons. Gene Ontology annotation, molecular function: protein disulfide isomerase activity. The coding region runs from base 65 to 1402 and encodes 445 amino acids. Gene Ontology annotation, biological process: response to endoplasmic reticulum stress; protein folding.